Molecule: messenger RNA, 1673 nt
Organism: Papaver somniferum (opium poppy)
Lineage: Eukaryota; Viridiplantae; Streptophyta; Magnoliopsida; Ranunculales; Papaveraceae
Product: exocyst complex component SEC6-like
Exons: 4
Coding region: 119-403 (94 amino acids)
Source: RefSeq, a predicted model, not a curated record
AAGAUAUUUCAUUUCAGUCCAUAUUGGCGUUGCGGACAUAGCGGUACUUUAAAAUGAUUAGGGUUUCAUCUGUCAGUAGGAACCUGGUUUUAUAUAUUCUAGAGAAACGAUAGUUACGAUGGUUAGAGAAGAUUGUGGAAUCGAAGCUAAAGAAGCUGCAGUUCGUGAGGCGUAUAAAUUGUUACCCCUCCCUGAACUCUUAGCAUCAAUUUCUUCUUGGAUCAAGUCUCGUUACAUAGCUCGCCAACAGCAAAUGAUGCACCUCAGUACAAUGCUUGCAGAGCAGGUGGAUCAGACACGGUCUGCGCUAGAAGCACUUUCCUUAUCUAUCUCAAAAGACCAUAAACAGUCUAGUAGUCUACAUGGAAACUAUGCUGACAUCAAGAAGAUGUCGAGGGAAUGAUGUCAACUUCUGUUAAAGCUUCUGAAGCAAUGGAUUCUUUGAGUGAUAACAAAGAACUCAUUAACACAUUUGAGGUGCCCUUAUCUGGUCUGUGUUUUUGCCGAAAGUAGAGGUUGACAACUCUUGAUGGAAAAAGGAGAUUUGUGUUAGCAGCUGCAGGCUGCAGCAUCUCAUAAGUAAGAAGUUGGUAAGCUAAAGUGAGAUGUGAUUUUUUAGUAUUUCUUUUAUAUUUAUUCAUACUUUAAAGGAAACUUACAAUACACAUUUGAUUGAUAGAAAGCUUACGAACACUCCUCAGUAACUUACGUUACCAUGCAUGACUUCUCUACCUUAUGUGUGGAAAUGAACACCAUAACAAGUAUUAUUCGGUUACCAUUUGAGAAAUGCUACGGAUAGCUCUAUGAACCACAUAUAUAUUACUCCUGCCGUCCUUAAGUAAUUGAUCCUUUCUUAUUUGCACAACUUCUUAGGAUUUUUGAGUUUUUUUUCCUUCCACUUAUACCCUAAUACAUUCUAAUAAAGCUUAGAAGUGGCAUAUCUCUCAAACUAAACAAUAGGUAUUUGUAAAUUUUAUAUCAUUGAAAAGCUUUUUAAAAGACUUACGGAAUUACCAGAGUAAACUCUAAUUUGUAAAAAGGAUUGUUUUGGAAAUGUAUCAUAUACCAAGGAAAUAUCGAUUUGGGACAAAAAUAAAAAGGAAAAGUAUCAAUUACUUUGGAACGGAGGGAGUAUUUUUUGAAGCAUUUUUAUGUAAUGAUUAUCCAUGGCUAGAAAGUCUUAUUCAUCUGCGGUUGCACUUCCAAUUAAAUGUGAACUUGAUAUCUUCUUCUUCUGAUAGGGUUGGUAGACCUACUUCAACUACAGCAAUCUGUGUGAUUCUGGAUCUGUGUUUAUAGUAUAACUUGAGUGAGCUGGGCAAGUUAUAUUAACCUGCAACUCAGCCUAGUUGGCCACAACAUAUUGCUUUUCAUGUUUAUCAAAUGAUGCUUAAGCCUGGACUGAUCAUCUGCGUUUUUGCUGGUUAGUGAUUACUGAUUACAGUGGUAUUCUAAACCGAUUUGAUUGGGUCCAAGGUCUUGAGAAAUCAACCACUGUUUAAUACUGGUUACAGUGUAAUUUAAUUCUAUCUUCUUAAUAAUUAACAACCAAUAUUUUUUUAUCCAAUAACCUUUGUUCUUUACCAUAAACUUUUGGCAGUUCGUAAUUUGAAGAUGUAUAUGGGACGUGGGAAAUGUAUAGUAGACUACUUUAAACUGGCUAAUUUUUUUUU